Molecule: messenger RNA, 240 nt
Organism: Pyricularia oryzae 70-15
Lineage: Eukaryota; Fungi; Ascomycota; Sordariomycetes; Magnaporthales; Pyriculariaceae
Exons: 2
Coding region: 1-240 (79 amino acids)
Source: RefSeq, a predicted model, not a curated record
AUGUUUGCACCACAGGUUACCGGCACCUGCCAGACAACGAAAUGGUGUAAAGGGCGCAACGGCCAGCAGCCCGUGACUGGUGCAUGCCCCAACGACCCGGCCGAUGUCAAGUGCUGCCUCUUUCCGGAUUGCGAGGACGGUGUAGGCAUGGGCUGCUUCCUCGAAUCCGAAUGCUACACAUAUACUCAUCCAGGUCUAUGUCCGGGGCCGAGCAACUACAAGUGCUGUGCCAUUCCUUGA